Molecule: messenger RNA, 1155 nt
Organism: Paramecium octaurelia
Lineage: Eukaryota; Ciliophora; Oligohymenophorea; Peniculida; Parameciidae
Source: the annotation of a GenBank genome assembly
AUGCAGUAGAGCAAAUAAAAAAAUAAUUAUAAGAAAUAGAUUACUCUAAACAAUGAUCUUUUAUAAAACACUGGUAAUGAACUUAAUUCAUCAAGACUGGACAACAUAUUCUAAAUGGAAAUUAUGACUCAUAAAUUUGAAUAAUUAAAGGUUUCCUUAUCUCAUUCUACCUAAGGGGAUGUUAAUAAAACAAAUAUAAUAAAUAGUCAAAAAAAAAAAAAAAAANCUAAAAAGCAUCAUCAAGAUUAUCAAGAAUAGAAAAGAUAAAGAUUUUUAUAAUUUUAGGAAAAGUUUACUACUCAUAAACCUGUUUAUAGUAAUUGUCGUAUUUAUAGUUUGAGUGGAUAAUAGUUAUGUUGUUGUGAUUAAAAGAAAAUAUCAUGGUAUGUAAAGAAUGGGCUGGGAGAAUAUUUAGAUGAAAAGAGCAUCAAACUCAAUUUUGAUCCUGUGUGUGAAUUUGAUGAAAAAGAAAUGAAAUUUUAUAAUGAGGAAAGGUCCAAUAGAUGUGUUAUUUGUGGUGCCUCUACUAAUAUAUUGAAAUACUAAAUUAUUCCUUAUAUGUACAAACAUUACUUACCGAAUCACUAUAAAUCUCAUAGAGCUCAUGAUGUUGUAAUCCUAUGUGCUCGAUGCCAUGAAAAAGCCUCAUCUCAACAAGAUAAGAAAAGAGCUGAAAUAGCCAAAUUGUAUGAAGUGCCUUUAUAGCAUUAUGGAGAGGAAAAACUAGUGGUUGAUAAAUUGAGUCAUAUUCUUAAAAAAUAUGAAAGUCUAACAAAAGCAGGGAAGCCUUUUGACAUGAUGUUGUAUGAGGAAAUCAGAAAUUAAUUUAAAGAUCUUAUCUAAUUACCAGCUGAAUUUGACAAAUAGGAGUUGACAAAAAUUAAUGAUAAAUUGAAAAAGGAGUUAAAAAAUUCACAUGGAGAAGCUGUUGUUAAAAAAUUAGAUACUGAUGAGAAAAUUGAAGAAUUUAUUAUGAUCUUCAGAAAACAUUUCUUAUCUUCAAUGGAUCCUUAAUUUUUACCUAAAGAAUGGGCUAUAGAUCAUAGAUUUAAAAGGAAUUUUGGCGAGAAAUCAGUUUAUUAUUAAAAAGAAGAAUAGAAUGACUAAAAUAAAUAGGAUAUCCAAAAAAUGGAUUAGUAAUUAAUAAAGGAAUGA